AUGGACAGCAGACUGUUGGAUCACAACAAGAUUAUCAUGAGCUUGAAUGUGGAGGUCGGCCAGCAGUGCGUUAGGAUGGUUAAAUCCAGUGGUGACAUCAUCCAAAAGCACCAUGUUAGUUUUCACUUGUACACUGCAGGGUCCUACUGCCUGGGAGCUGAGACCUGCACCACGGGGAAACCGUGGAAAUGUGGGGACUGUGGGAAGGGAUUCAUUUGCCCAUCCCAGCUGGAAGCUCAUCGACGCACUCACACAGGGGAGAGACCGUACACCUGCUCCGUGUGUGGGAAGGGAUUCACUCUGAUGUCCAGCCUUCAGUUACACCAGCGAGUUCACACUGACGAGAGGCCUUUUAAAUGCUCUGACUGUGGGAAAAGCUUUAAAAUCUCACCGGAUCUAAUUAAACACCAGCUUGUUCACACUGAUGAGAGACCGUUCAGUUGUUCUCAAUGUGAGAAGAGAUUCAGACAGUCGUCUCACCUCAUUCAACACCAGCGAGUUCACACCGGGGAGAGGCCGUACACCUGCUCCGUGUGUGGGAAGGGAUUUAAUUCAUCAUCCAACCUGGUGACACAUCAGCGGGUUCACACAGGGGAGAAGAUAUUCACCUGCUCUUUGUGUGGGAAGGGGUUUUCUCAGUCAUCGAACCUGCUGAGACACCAGCAAGUUCACACUGGGGAGAGGCCAUUCACCUGCUCUGUGUGUGGUAAGAGAUUUUCUCGAUCGUCUCACUUGCUGACACACCAGCGAGUUCACAACGGGGAUCAGUGCGUAUGCGGGGUCAUGUUGACGAGUCAGAGAAUGGGCGGGGCUUCGGGCUUCCAGUUAAGCGGAGAGAAAAUGAUUGAUUUUAUUUCCAACCUGGAGAGACACAAGGACACAGGUACCAUGGAGAAACCAUGGAAAUGUGAGGACUGCGGGAAGGGAUUCAACUAUCCAUCCCGGCUGGAAUACCAUCGACACAGUCACACUGGGGAGAGGCCAUGGAAAUGUGAGGACUGUGGUAAAGGAUUCAAUUCUCGAUACCAGCUAGAAAACCAUCAACGCAGUCACACUGGGGAGAGGCCGUUCACCUGUUCCGUGUGUGGAAAGGGAUUUACUCAGUCAGCCUGUCUCAUGUCCCACCAGCGAAGUCACACUGAGGAGAGACCAUUCAGCUGCACUUCCUGUGGAAAGAGCUUCAGGCAUUCAUCCCAUCUCAGUAAACACCAGCGAAUUCACACUGGAGAGAGAUUGUUCACCUGCUCUGUGUGUGGGAAGAGAUUCACUGUCUCCUCUGACCUGCUGAAACACCAGCGAAUUCAUACAGGGGAGAGGCCAUUCACUUGCUCAGUAUGUGGGAAGGGAUUCACUCAGUCAGCCAACCUGGUGGUACACCAGCGAAUUCACACUGAGGAGAGGCCUUUCAGUUGCACUUACUGUGGAAAAAGAUUAAGAUCAUCAUCCGAACUCACGGCACACCAGCGAGUUCACACUGGGGAGAAACCAUUCACCUGCUCUGUGUGUGGGAAGGGAUUCUCCCAGUCAUCCCACUGCCUGAUACACCAGCGAGUUCACACUGAGGAGAGGCCAUUCAGCUGCACUUCUUGUGGAAAGAGAUUCAGGCAUGCAGGCAACCUCAAAGCACACCAGCGAGUUCACACUGGGGAGAAACCGUUCACCUGCUCUGUGUGUGGGAAGGGAUUCCAUUGGUCAUCCAGCCUGUUGAUGCAUCAGCGAGUUCAUAAAUGACAGCAAAGAUUGGAUUCUGCAGUUAUUGCUGCUGUUAAUCACAUCCAGGAUUGAUAGUCUGACAAUAUAUGGCUUGUUUCUAUAAUUAACAAUCCCUAGAACUGGCUGGAGUUUAACAUUCUGGAGAUGUCACUGAUAUUCGGGGCUGCAGUGUCCCUUUUUAAAAGCACCAUCUGUGAACUUUCCCCUUAAUUCCAGAACUCUCAAAAGGAACUCAUUUACAAUAAAAUUAUGAACAUUUACUUCAACCCUAACUUGAUCUUUGGUGCAAAAUCUAAAAUUCAGUGUCUGAAAAGCUCCACUGAUUAACAUUUCCAAUUAGAAAGUGCUGAUUAAUCCUUGUUGACAAUUCUUACUGACUUACACGUUCUUCACAGUAGCACCUCCAUUAUGAAUUUAAGUUUUGAAGGAACAUCAAACAAGACAGUAAAAAUAUUUUACAGGCACAUCAAGAAAAGCUUCAUCAAUCAACAUUGAUAUUGAUGAAGUUUGGAAGUUGCUGAUUUCAAUAAUUUCUGACACAGCAGCAGCAACAUUUGGUAAAGGUGGAACCCACAACAAAGACUGGUUUGAGACCCAACAGUUAGAACACUGCAUGACUUAAAGUUAUCCAAGACAGUCAUGCAAAAGGCAGGGAGAUACUGUGCAAAUAAACACUGGAAUAGCCGACACCAAGAAAUCCAAACUGCCUGUGACAGUGGAAAUCUAUGUGCAGUGCAUGAUGGGAUCAAGAGGGCGCUUGGUCUGACCAUCACCAAAGUUGCCCCCCUGAAAUCGACAGAUGGUGAAGUAUUCACCGACAGAAGUAAACAGAUGUCCUGCUGGGCUGAACAUUACUCUGAGCUGUACCCAGUGAGACAGAAAUCUUCCAGUCUCUGUUUGACUCUCUCCUGCAGCUUCCUGUCAGGGUUGAGUUAGAUGCGAAUCCUCAUCACUUGAGCUGAAAAAGGCCAUUUAUUGUUCAGCAAGCAGUAAGGCACCUGGGAAGGAUGGAAUUCCAGCUGAACUACUGAAGCACGGAAAGUCCCAUCUACUGCCACAAUGUCAUGACCUCCUUCUCUGUUGGGAAGUAGGAUCUGUUCCACAGGACACGUGUGACACAAAAAUCAUCACAAUAAACAAAAGCAAAGGUGACAGAGGAGAUUGCAAGAACUACAGCGGCCUCUCACUCCUUAGUGUCACAAGGAAGAUUUUCACUAGCAUCAUGCUUAAAAGGGGGUGGGGGGGUGGGCAAUGACGUAAUGGUAUUGUUGCUGGACUAGUGACCAGGGUAAUGCUCUGGGGACCUGGGUUUGAAUCCUG
Carcharodon carcharias (great white shark) is the source of this 3033-nucleotide messenger RNA. Its product is annotated as zinc finger protein 271-like. The transcript has 5 exons. Gene Ontology annotation, biological process: regulation of transcription by RNA polymerase II. NCBI's taxonomy places the organism in Eukaryota, Metazoa, Chordata, Chondrichthyes, Lamniformes, Lamnidae. The coding region runs from base 1 to 1731 and encodes 576 amino acids. The record is from RefSeq and is a predicted model, not a curated record. Gene Ontology annotation, molecular function: RNA polymerase II cis-regulatory region sequence-specific DNA binding; DNA-binding transcription factor activity, RNA polymerase II-specific.